GGAUCCUGAAGAGUUGUUUGAGACUUUGAACAUUAAUGCUGGAGAAGGGACACAAGGAACCAAGUGGUUUACCUUCGGAAUCCAUGGCAGCGAGUAGAAUCGGAGAUUGCAUUGCCCGGAGAAGUUUAGCUUGGGAUGCUGCCUUUUUCACCAGUGCAGGGGUAUUGAAUCCAGAAGAGUUGUCUUUGGUAAACAAUGGAUAUAGGAAGUCUGAAACAGUACCACAUAUACUUCCGGGAAUCGAGCAAGAGUUUUGGAAAUCUACUGAAUCAGACUCUGCGUUGGAUAGUGAUUACUCCUUGUCAAGUCUUGAGAUUGAUCUUUUUGAUGAUAUGAGAGCUUCAAUGCAAAAGUCAAGCAAAGAAUCCAAUAUGUUGAAUUCCAGUAGCAAACUUCAAAGUCAGACUGGCAUUCCAAAUUCCCAUUGUCAUAUUCCCAUCUCCAAGUCCAUAAAAUUCAAGAAUCGGACUUACAGUACAAUUUCAAAAAGGCGGGAUACAACUUCAACGAGGGUUAAACCCUUCCCAGCUUCCAGAAGGCCAAAAACUACAGCAGAUGGAGUGGGAAAGACAUCAAAAGAAGCCAUCAAUCCUUCAAAAGCAUUGGUAUGUUCAGUUCAGAACAUUGCUAUGGUAUUUGUGAAAUUUUCAUGUAUAUCUCUGAGUUGUAUGAACUCGGACCUUUUCUUAUACGAGUGA
This is a messenger RNA of Hibiscus syriacus, 698 nucleotides long. RefSeq lists its product as uncharacterized. The coding region runs from base 36 to 698 and encodes 220 amino acids. The transcript has 5 exons. The record is from RefSeq and is a predicted model, not a curated record. Gene Ontology annotation, molecular function: microtubule binding. NCBI's taxonomy places the organism in Eukaryota, Viridiplantae, Streptophyta, Magnoliopsida, Malvales, Malvaceae.